GGCCGGAGGUCAGUGUGACGCCAGACACGGCUGAGGGAGGACGUGGAGGUACGGUCAUACUGAUACGGGCAUCGCUUUCAGUCUUCGCUGGAAUUGAAAUGUAAGAAGAUACAUCAAUAUUUAUAAUAAGAAGAAAUAGAAAAGAAGAGAAAGAACUUGAUAAAAGCGACCACAAAGUCAUGCCGCAAGUCAUGUUUACAAGACAGAGAGAUUAAUCACAAAAAACGGGAAACCCAAACAAAAAAGACUCGAGUGCCUCUGGCAGAAAAAAGAAAAGAAAAGAAAACAGAAGAACAACAUGAUAAACGCGAGGCUUUUCCGCCGGAGAUAGAAACAAAAGCGAAGCGAGAGAAGCCCCAUGGCCGCCAGCUGAGCGCGUGGCCGACGGUUAAGAAAUCUUCAGGCUUUGGGAAUUGGAAUCUCGGAAUGAGGAGGAAUUCCACGCUCGUUUCGCCGUCGCCGUUGCAGGCGCUGUACCUGCCAGAGGAGGUCAACUUCUGGACGAUGGCGAUCGUGGCGGUGGGCACGGGGUUCAUCCUCACCGUCGCCGUCUCCAUCUAUCUCAUCUGCCAGACGCGGCUGGAGCGGCCCCUCCCGGUGCGGCACCACAGGACGGUGCGGCACAUCAGCCAGGGCCCCGACGCUGUUCCCCUGGCGCGCCCCUUCGCUGGCGACCUGAAGGAGGGGGAGUUCCACGUCUCCUCGUUCGACCUGCGCCCCUCCUCGUAGCUCCCGGGCGCCCUCGUGCGGCGGACGGGCGGGCGGCCGCCGGUCGCAGGGGCGGAGAAAGGAGCCAAGGAGGAGCCUUGGCGUUUUCUCCUUUGGUGUCCGGCGCCUUCUGUCAACAUGAAGCUGCUUUCCAAGGUUUAUGUAUCAAAGUCGUCUUCUGUAGCUUUCAUGGUUCGUAUCACUUUCUCUGAAAACACGGGAUCAUUUCCUUCUAAAAGGGAGCGAGGAUCGGAGGAAACUCGUCAUGCCACGAAAUGUCAACAGCAGGAGCGGCCCUUUGUCGGCGCCAGGAAGUUGCUCGUUGCAUUGUGCGAGCUUUCAAUCCCAAUAGGCUGGACUCAGUGGAAGUUCAACCGAAAAUCCACCUUGGCUGAGUAAAUUCAAGUCUUUUGAAGUGGAACAAUGUAAUCAUAAUGUAUCAUGUAAAUGGAAGAAAGGUGUAUUAAACAUAAUUCUAUUCCUG
This is a messenger RNA of Penaeus monodon (black tiger shrimp), 1192 nucleotides long. RefSeq lists its product as uncharacterized. Bases 427 to 729 code for a protein of 100 amino acids. NCBI's taxonomy places the organism in Eukaryota, Metazoa, Arthropoda, Malacostraca, Decapoda, Penaeidae. The transcript has 4 exons. The record is from RefSeq and is a predicted model, not a curated record.